AUGGAGUUGACAAAUGGUCAAGAUGUUGAUCAUGUAGUUGAUGUGGUUGGUGGUGAUUAUUUUAAUAAAGCCAUUCAUGUACCAAGACCACAAGGUCAUAUCUAUUCAAUUGGUUUUUUAAAAGUUGACAUUAACAUUUAUGAUCUCAUCUAUAAAGAAUCAAUAUUCAUG
Molecule: messenger RNA, 171 nt
Organism: Dictyostelium discoideum AX4
Lineage: Eukaryota; Evosea; Eumycetozoa; Dictyosteliales; Dictyosteliaceae
Exons: 1
Source: RefSeq, a predicted model, not a curated record